CAUGCACGCCCGUGCCUGUGAAGACACUAGGCGCCUUGCCCACGAGCCUUGGUCCCUGUCCUCUUGAUCAGACAGUCCAGGGUCGCGCUGGGACAUUCGGGAGCUCUGCAGUCUAGCACCCUGCAGCCUAGGAGCCCUUUUGUUUCCCAGCUGUUCAGUGCCUAGGAUUACUUGCAUAUACAUAAUUUUCCCCACGACAGUUGCUUCUGCUACUGGCCGUGUACUGGGUAUUUGAAUAACUGAGUGUGACGGGGCCUUCCAGGGUGGCCGUGAGGCCCCUGUAGACACUGCGGCCCUUUUUCUCCUUGGGCAAUCACCCCUUCUUUCCCCUGCCAUGCCUUCCUCUUGUUUUAUUUUACCUGAGGGAGGCGGCCCCAGGGCUUCCCACUCCUGAUCUUCCCAUUGACUACCAGGUGUUCAUGAUCACUGCCUUGGGAGUAAUUGAGUGUCUCCAAUCAACCCCUACACCAUGCCCCAUGGCUCGCAGGUCCCCCUGACACAGAGGACACCUGGGACUUGUCGGCAAAUGAUGGCCCCUUGGACUACUUCCCCAGACCAGGCCCUUCACUAGGGGCAGCAGGUGCAGGGGCGCUGAGCACAGCUGAGGAACAGGCUCCUGUAACCCUGGAGCUGCUGAAGCCAUCUCAAGGAAGAUCAGGGGAGAGGAGACCCCUGAGGCCUGGGCCAGACCAAAUGCGUGAGAAGCUGGGCAGUGGCCCACCGCAGAGAGAGGACAUGGCCGUGAGCAAGCUCCGGGAGGUGUUUGAGGACGUGGCCGUGUAUUUCACCCGGAAGGAGUGGGAGCUGCUGGAAAAUGAUAACAAGGUGCUUUACCGGGACCAGAUGCUGAAGAAUUACCAAGCCCUCGUGUUCCUGGGUUAUCGAGGUCCUACACCAGACUUAAUCUGCCACAUCCAGCGAGGGGAGAUGGAGCUCUGGAUGUGCAGUAAUGAGGAAGCCGGAGAAAGUUCAUUGUCCGAGGACUUGUCCCCAGCAGAUGCUGAGAUACUGAGCAGAGCUGAGCAGCAGCAGUUUCCUGAGCCAGGGUCUGCCAACGAGCAGCUGGUUCAUGCUGGAAACCAGCUCCACACCCAACAGGGACAGAGAACAGCAGAGACCCAAAGGAGCAGAGAAGGAUUUGAAGGGCAGAGAGACCUGAAAAGCUGUCACAAGAGCAUGGCUCUAGAGGGGCAGGGGCUGCAUAUAUGUGGAGAGCCCAGUGAGAGCUUUGGGGACAAACAGGAAUGCGGGGUCCAUGGGAGAACCUACUGGAGGGAGGAUGCCCACCCCGGUGCUGAGCAUGGGAACAGCACCCACCACACACGCCCUCUCCUCGGGGACCAGAGAAUGCACUCAGGGGACCAACCCCGCCUCUGCCCAGAGUGUGGGAAGAGCUUUGUCUCCCUGAGCGACCUCCGAGGACACCAGGGCAUGCACGCUGGUGAGCUGCUGUACCACUGUGCUGAGUGCAAGAAGGGCUUCUCUAGGUGGGAUCACCUCCAAAACCACACGUGCAUUCACGUGGGGAAGAAGCCAUUCUCCUGUCCUCAGUGUGGGAAGCGUUUCACCUGGAGCUCCAAACUCAUAAGGCACCUGCGUGUGCACACGGGAGAGAAGCCGUUCUCCUGCAUCGAGUGUGGGAAGAGCUUCACGCAGAUGGAAAAACUCACCAAUCACCUGCGCGUGCACACAGGGGAGAAGCCAUUCACCUGCCUGCAGUGCGGAAAGAGCUUCACGCAGAUGGAAAAACUCACCAAUCACCAGCGUGUGCACACAGGGGAGAAGCCAUUUUCCUGCAGCCAGUGCAGGAAGAGCUUUACGCAGAGCUCCCAUCUCACCAAGCACCUGCGCGUGCACACAGGGGAGAAGCCGUUCUCUUGCAACCAGUGCGGGAAGAGCUUCAUACAAAGCGACAAACUCACCAAUCACCUGCGCGUGCACACGGGGGAGAAGCCAUUCUCUUGUAUCCAGUGCAGGAAGAGCUUCACGCAGAGCUUCACAUUAACACAGCACCUGCGCAUGCACACAGGGGAGAAGCCAUUCUCCUGCCCGCAGUGUAUGAAGAGCUUCACCGAUCACUCGAAGCUCAUGUGGCACCAGCGUGCACACAUGGGGGAGAAGCCAUUCGCUUGCAGCCAGUGCGGGAAGAGCUUCAUACAGAGCUCAAAACUCAUCAGGCAUCUGCGUGUGCACACGGGGGAGAAACCGUUCUCUUGUAGUCAAUGCGGGAAGUGCUUCACGCAGAGCUCCACCCUUGCCAAGCACUUGCUUGUGCACACAGGGGAGAAGCCGUUCUCCUGCAGACAGUGCGGGAAGAGCUUCACCCAGAGCUCCACGCUCACACAGCACCUGCGCAUACACACGGGGGAGAAGCCAUUCUCCUGUUUGCAGUGUGGGAAGAGCUUCACCGAUCACUCAAUGCUUACACAACACCGUCGCAGACACACGGGCGAGAAGCCGUUCUCCUGCACUCAGUGUGGGAAAAGCUUCAUGCAGAGCUCCAAUCUCACUGUGCACCUUCGCAUGCACAUGGGGGAGAAACCGUUCUCCUGCGGCCAGUGUGGGAAGAGCUUCACGCAGAGCUCCACGCUAACCACUCACCUGCGUGUGCACACGGGGGAGAAACCCUUUUCCUGCAGGCAGUGUGGGAAGAGCUUCACACAGAGCUCACAACUCACCAGGCACCUGCGCAUACACACUGGGGAGAAGCCAUUCUCCUGCCCGCAGUGUGGGAAGAGCUUCACCGAUCACUCAAUGCUCACACAGCACCAGCGCAGGCACACGGGGGAGAAGCCGUUCUCCUGUGGCCAGUGUGGGAAGAGCUUCAUGCAGAGCUCCCAUCUUACUGUGCACCUUCGCAUGCACACGGGGGAGAAACCAUUCUCCUGCCUGCAGUGUGGGAAGAACUUCACGCGGAGCUCCACGCUCACCAGUCACCUGCGCCUGCACUCAGGGGAGAAGCCCUUCUCCUGCGGCCAGUGUGGGAAGAGCUUCACGCAGAAUUCACACCUCACCAGGCACCUGCGUGUGCACCCAGGGGGAGAGGUUGUUCUCGUGCAACCAGUGUGAAAAGAGCUUCAGCAACAGCGCAACUCUCACAAGGCAUGUGCACAUUUGCUUGCACCUAGUGUGGGAAGGACUUUAUGCAGAGCUCCAAAUUCACCCAUCACUUGCAUGCACACAUGGGACAGAAACCCUUGUCUUGCAGCCAGCAUGGGAAGAGCUUCACCUGAAGGUCAUUGCCCACCAGGCAUCAGUACAUGCACAUGGGGCAGAAACUGCCCUUGUGCCCGGUGCUAGAAGUGUUUCAGGAGCAGAAUCGUUGCAAUGAAUGGGGUGCAGAUUCCCUCGUCCUCCCUGGGCAGUGGGAGUGAGGGUCCUGCCCCUGGACUGUAACCCCCCCCCCCCCACACACACACACACACUCCCUCCUGCUUCCAUGUGGAGUGACCAAUGUGGGAUAUUGUGAUAGCUUCUGGUGGCAGCUGGGCCAGAGAAGACAACAGGCAAGAGCUAAGUGAUGGAGCCAGGUAACAGGAUAAAAGUCAGGGGGACACAAAACCAAAGUUGGCCUGAUUAAAAAACAUCCUUUCUUGAACCAUCCAGUCCUAGGCUGCUACCUGUGGUAGCAAAGUGAUCCCUUCCUUUUCCUUCCUGUGGUGUUUGGGACAUCACCAUUCUCAUCUGUUUUUUACCAUCCUUUAUCUUGUCAAGUUCAGUGUCAACCAGACAGGUCCCCUGCUCCCACACGAGAGAGUUUAGAUGAGGCACUCAAUAAAUGCAGUAUCCUUGAAA
Molecule: messenger RNA, 3795 nt
Organism: Alligator mississippiensis (American alligator)
Lineage: Eukaryota; Metazoa; Chordata; Crocodylia; Alligatoridae
Product: zinc finger protein 271-like
Exons: 6
Coding region: 694-3069 (791 amino acids)
Biological process (GO): negative regulation of transcription by RNA polymerase II
Molecular function (GO): DNA-binding transcription repressor activity, RNA polymerase II-specific
Source: RefSeq, a predicted model, not a curated record